AUGAGUGUGGCUUUUCUCAACGACACAACAGUGAUAGAUUUUAUCAAUGAUACAAAGAUAUUUGACAACUGCGUGAAGGAAAGUUUCCAGAAACUCGACAUUGACAAAGAUGGCAUCCUCAAUGCAAAUGAACUUCUGGCCGGGUUUCGUAGUUCAACGGAUCCAGUAGAUGAUCUUUCUCAGACGGUUUGUCGCAAGUUUAAUGUGGAAAAAAGUGGUGGUAUCAAUGAAAAUGAGUUUAAGUCGGUCGUAACGGAGAUUCUUCUCGCCAUUGCUUAUGGGAUUGGAAACUUACCUCUCCAAGUUGCACUUCAACAAGAUGGCCUCCUCAUGAAGGCCGUUGAACAUGAAAGGGCCAAAGAAGAAAAUUAUUUGACCUUUGUGAUUGAACGCAUAUUUGAUAAUCAUAAUGUUUAA
This is a messenger RNA of Momordica charantia (bitter melon), 417 nucleotides long. Lineage: Eukaryota; Viridiplantae; Streptophyta; Magnoliopsida; Cucurbitales; Cucurbitaceae. The record is from RefSeq and is a predicted model, not a curated record.